Alosa sapidissima (American shad) is the source of this 1025-nucleotide messenger RNA. RefSeq names its product neurogenic locus notch homolog protein 1-like. Gene Ontology annotation, biological process: establishment or maintenance of epithelial cell apical/basal polarity; axon guidance; heterophilic cell-cell adhesion. Gene Ontology annotation, cellular component: signaling receptor complex; plasma membrane; cell surface. Bases 194 to 898 code for a protein of 234 amino acids. The record is from RefSeq and is a predicted model, not a curated record. The transcript is spliced from 5 exons. NCBI's taxonomy places the organism in Eukaryota, Metazoa, Chordata, Actinopteri, Clupeiformes, Clupeidae. Gene Ontology annotation, molecular function: calcium ion binding.
AUAGCAGGUGCGCAGACUAUCGGCAGCAGUUUGUGUCUACAGUUCCGUAGGAUGGUAUCCAUGAUUGGAGCCUGAAUGUUCAGGAGAAAAACACAUGAUCACGUAAUGGCAAAACUUUGCAAAAGUGGCAGAAUAACUCAAGGUCAGAAGUAACCAGCAGAAUGUAGCUUCAAGUCAAGUAGGAAGAGCAGCGAUGACUGUGACCUACCCACUUUCUGCUGUUCACAGUCACAGCCGACGGAUUCACGGACCAAACUGUGAGAUUAACAUUGACGACUGCCCUUCCUAUGACUGCCAGAAUGGAGGAACCUGUAUGGAUGGAGUCAACACCUACAACUGCCAGUGUCCACCCGAAUGGACAGGUCAGUACUGCACAGACGAUGUGGACGAGUGCCACCUGCAGCCCAACACCUGCCAGCACGGUGGCACAUGCUACAACACGCUGGGCAGCUACAACUGUGUGUGCGUCAACGGCUGGAGUGGCCCGGACUGCUCGGAGAACAUCGACGACUGUGCCACAGCCGUCUGCAUGCAGGGAUCUACCUGUGUGCACCGCGUGGCGUCCUUCAUCUGCAUGUGCCCCCACGGCCGGACAGGCUUGCUGUGUCACUUAACCGACGCCUGCAUGAGCAGCCCCUGCCGCGAUGGCUCUCAGUGUUUCAACAACCCCAUCAAUGGCAUGUACAACUGCAUGUGCCAGUCAGGGUACAGGGGCAGCACCUGCUACGAGGACAUCGAUGAGUGCAGCAUCGGUAUAGGCCCUUGUGAGCACAAUGGGCUGUGUAUCAACACAGAGGGCUCGUUCACCUGUAACUGCACCCAGGGAUACACAGGGCCACGCUGUGAGCAGGAAGUCAACGAGUGCCUGUCCAACCCUUGCAAGAACGAUGCCACCUGAACACAACUGAAAACUCCAUGUACAAAGUACAGAUUUGGUUCAGGUUUUGCACAUCGGCUGUUUUAGGUUUGAGGCAAUAGAAAUCCUUACUAUACAAGUCCAGCUAAAAUAAAGUUGUCUGUCUGCC